AUGGACGGGCAGUAUGCAAAUGACCCCGAGUGGGCAUCCAUCAAUCCUAUCCCUUUGGAUGAUGGCUCCGAGUCUGAUGUCAUGCCUUUGGCCACCAUUGCCUAUCCCCCGGCGUACCUCGAGGCGACCUCGUACCUGCGGGCUGUCAUGGCCGCGAAUGAAAUGUCCGAGAGGGCAUUGAAGUUGACCGAAGACGUGAUUUCCAUGAACCCAGCACACUACACUGUAUGGAUCUACCGCGCCAAGAUCCUGUUCGCCCUUGACAAGGACCUUGUUGCAGAACUCAACUGGCUCAACGAAGUCUCUCUAAAAUACCUCAAGAACUACCAAAUCUGGUACAUGAUCGCCCUGUUCCUGUUUCCAAACCCCUCACCUACCGAGAAGCUAACCAUCCACAGGCACCACCGCCAAGUUCUCAUGUCCUCACGGACACAUUUCCCCACUCACCCAGCUAAGGAACUCGACUUCCUAAUGGAGAUGUUCGCCCAGGACUCCAAGAACUACCAUGUCUGGACUUACCGCCACUGGCUUGUCCGCCACUUCAAAUUGUGGGACUCGCCGCGCGAGAUCGAGGACAUGGACGCGCUGAUCAAGGCUGACGUGCGCAAUAACUCAGCCUGGAAUCACCGGUACAUGCUGCGCUUUGGACCCCGCAGUGAGGAGCCCGAUGCCGGCAUGGUCAAUUCCGGGGACGCGGAUGUCGCAUCGGGAGAGAAGGGCCGCCUACCAGUGGUGGACGAGGACCUUAUUGACGCAGAGCUGAAGUAUGCGCAGAUGCAGAUUGUACGGGCACCGGAAAACCGAAGUCCAUGGUGGUAUGCACGUGGCGUGUUGCAUGCGGCAGGGAGGGGCUUAGAAGAGUGGGAGGAGUUUGUGGGGAGGUUUGUGAACGGGCAGGAUGUUAAGAGUAGUCAUGCUGUGGAGUGGUUGGCGGACGUCUAUGGUGCGACCGAGGAGAGGAAGGAGAAGGCGGCAGAUAUGUUCACGAUGCUGAAGGACAAGUCGAGAUUUUAUUGUAUCUGA
Messenger RNA from Penicillium macrosclerotiorum, 1023 nucleotides. RefSeq names its product bifunctional protein farnesyltransferase/protein geranylgeranyltransferase (gene ramB). Gene Ontology annotation, biological process: protein geranylgeranylation; protein farnesylation. Gene Ontology annotation, molecular function: protein farnesyltransferase activity; CAAX-protein geranylgeranyltransferase activity. The record is from RefSeq and is a predicted model, not a curated record. Bases 1 to 1023 code for a protein of 340 amino acids. Lineage: Eukaryota; Fungi; Ascomycota; Eurotiomycetes; Eurotiales; Aspergillaceae. Gene Ontology annotation, cellular component: cytoplasm; CAAX-protein geranylgeranyltransferase complex; protein farnesyltransferase complex. The transcript has 3 exons.